AUGCAACAGAAUACUACUGCGAAUGAGGAUCCUACUCCUCACGAAGCUGCGCAGAUCCAAGCAUCCACAAGGAAGCGCACCAAUACGACUAAAUCAACAACCACUAAAAGCAUCUCAGGGGCGGUAAAGCGUACAAAGACAUCAACUACAGCACCUAUAGUUCCUACUGAAAUCAAUGAGCCUACAGCAUCAACAACACACCCACAAACACCAGAGGCCCCUACAACCUCACGAAUCAUACCAACAGCUGAAAAAAUUAAGGCAAUCCCAUUCACAGCUAUUAAAAAACAGCCUCGCGGUAGACCACCUAAAUCUAAAUCAUCCAACAAUAACGACGAGAACGAAUCAGAGCCCACGGAACAGAUCCAAUUGGCUAUAGAUAUCACUCAAUCGAGCGCUCCUGUGGAGACUAUCGACCCGACACUACUCAGCAAGGAUAACAUGGCAAAAUCAAUGGCUCCAGUCACCAGAUCAAGAGCCUACCUUGAACAGAUACGCAGACAGCGCAUCCAGGCCCACCGCCAAGUACGUACACGAUCUCAAGAUUCGGAUGAGAUACCACUACCCCGGAUAUCACAGCUUCCACAGAUAAACAUGACAAUGGAAGACAACAACGUCAUCCUAAGCAGCACAGCUAGCUACCGUGAACUUAAUGACAACACAACUAUUGAUUCGGAAGGCUAUACAGAACUUUUGAAUAGUUUCCAUCCCAGUCAAGGACCACGCGCAGCCCCUAUUAAGGAAGAAGAGAAGGAGGAUGACCUACAAACUUAUAACACGCAUAAAUCCAAGGAUGAGGUCAUGGCCACAUUCUUACGUGAUCCCCGAGCUCUCCGCGCCUCUGUGAUUGCAAUUCAGGAACCAUGGAGAAACGAACUAAACAAUACAACGCACCAGCCUGCGAGUCUUACACAUCAACUCCUUUAUCCCAAACCUAACGACAACAACGACAACACUAAUAACAAUAAGAGAGCCCGUAUGGCCUUAUUUGUCAAUAAAAGCAUCAAUCCGGCCAGCUGGUCUCACACUGUCAUAUCGCCUGACUAUCAAAUCCUACAUAUUCACUAUCAACGUUGCCUACAUUCGAAUUCAAAUUCCGAACCACACGAUCUCUAUAUCCACAAUAUCUAUAAUGAACCACGUUCGACAACCUUUACGCACAUAGAUCGAGAACUAACCCGACUAGGAUGCUCACAAACCACAGCACAUAUAGUUCUUGGGGACAUGAACGCCCACCAUCCAGCCUGGGGUGGCCCUGGCACCAAAAUCGACGAACAAGCCACGGAAUUGCUUGAGAUCAUGGAUCGCCAUGGGAUUGAGCUUGCUACCGAAGAAGGACUAGUCACCUGGGAACGUGGCCAAUCACAAUCAACAAUCGAUCUAACAUUCUUAUCUACAACCUUAUUUCAUCGUCUUGUACUACACGAGCGUGCAGAUGAGAUCCAACAUGACUCUGACCACUGGCCAAUCAGGAUGCAGAUCGACAUUGAUACACCAACUCACGAACCACCACGGCGCCGCAACUGGGCAGCGAUAGAUAUCAAAGUGCUACAGGAAUUGCUUAGCCAACUCAUUGCACCAAGGCUUAUAAACACAUCAAAAUCUCAUAUUAAACUUGCAACAGUGGCCUUUACAGCGGCUAUUCGCAAAGCAGUUGAUCAAUCAGUUCCAUGGGCUCGUCCGAGCGCGUGGAGCAAUCCAGAUUUUACACCUGAAUGCAAAGAGGCUGUACGAACCUGCCGCCAGCUACGACGUCAAUUCUCAAACACCCACAAUCCGUGGAUCUGGAGGGCUUACCUACGAGCCCGCAACAAGAAGAAACGCCUAGUCAAGAAAUCCUUACGACUAGGCCAUCGACGUUGUGUACAGCAGGCGACAGAGCAAGGCCCCUUAGGCCUCUGA
Messenger RNA from Talaromyces stipitatus ATCC 10500, 1902 nucleotides. RefSeq lists its product as uncharacterized. Bases 1 to 1902 code for a protein of 633 amino acids. The transcript is spliced from 2 exons. Gene Ontology annotation, molecular function: catalytic activity. NCBI's taxonomy places the organism in Eukaryota, Fungi, Ascomycota, Eurotiomycetes, Eurotiales, Trichocomaceae. The record is from RefSeq and is a predicted model, not a curated record.